Messenger RNA from Cataglyphis hispanica, 3047 nucleotides. It is a transcript of the gene IleRS-m, whose product is annotated as isoleucine--tRNA ligase, mitochondrial. Gene Ontology annotation, molecular function: tRNA binding; aminoacyl-tRNA deacylase activity; ATP binding. Gene Ontology annotation, cellular component: cytosol. The transcript is spliced from 15 exons. The coding region runs from base 89 to 2980 and encodes 963 amino acids. Gene Ontology annotation, biological process: isoleucyl-tRNA aminoacylation. The record is from RefSeq and is a predicted model, not a curated record. Lineage: Eukaryota; Metazoa; Arthropoda; Insecta; Hymenoptera; Formicidae.
UUGGCAUUUAAAAAUGGCGAACUAGACUCGUGAAAAAAGUUAAGGUUAGAAUAAACAGGAGAAACAAACAUUAUUUCUAUUUACUCCAAUGUCCAUAUUUAACGCAAAAAUGGGACAAUUAUUCAAAUCUACAUUUCAAACUUAUGCAAAAUUAUGCUACACAUUGUGGCUAAGAGGCAUGAAAAGCGACACGAAACAGAGUUACACGAAAACCGUGCUGUUGCCGCAAACUAAUUUUCCGGCACGACUCAGUGGCAAGAAAAGAGUGGAGAUGGAUAGCUAUUUAAGAGAAAAAUGUGGUUUCUUGGAGUUAUAUAAUUGGCAAAGGAAAAAUCUUAAAGGGCCAGAUUUUAUUUUACACGACGGUCCACCAUAUGCUAAUGGAGAGCCACAUAUGGGUCAUGCUAUUAAUAAGGUCCUUAAGGAUAUUACACUUCGAAAUAAAAUUAUAACAGGUAGAAGGGUGCAUUAUAUCCCAGGUUGGGACUGUCAUGGUUUACCAAUUGAGCAAAAAGUACUUAGUAAUAUAAAAGAUGUUAAUCCAUUAGAAAUUCGUCAAAAAGCUAGGAAAUAUGCAAGCGAAGCUAUAACAAAACAGAGAGAAGCUUUUAUAUCGUGGGGUAUUAUAGCUGAUUGGAAUGAAUCAGGAUGUUAUUUCACAAAUCAUAUUUCGUAUGUAAAGAACCAGCUGCAACAGUUUAUAAAUUUGUAUGACAAAGGACUUGUGUUCAGAGCCUUCAAACCAGUGCAUUGGUCACCAUCCUCUAAAACAGCAUUAGCAGAAUCAGAACUGGAAUACAAUGAGUCUCACAAGAGCAAAAGUGUUAUUAUUCGUAUGCAACUUGACACAUGUACAUUAUUCUCGAAAUUAAAAAAUUUAGAGAAUAAGCCACUUUAUGCUCUAAUCUGGACUACAACACCAUGGUCAUUGAUAGCUAAUCAAGCUAUAGCUUUCUCCAAUAACAUUGUAUAUUGUAUUGUAGAGGACAAUUUAAAAAAUCUAUAUAUUCUUGCACAAGAAUGCUUAACAAGUAUCGAGCAGAAGCUUGGUCCACUAAAAUUAAUUACAAUCAUUAAAGGACAAGAAUUGAGUGAAGCUAAGUAUUUUCAUCCCAUUACUAAAGAACGUUUACCAUUCUUACCUGGACAGCAUGUUACAACCAAUGUCGGUACUGGAUUGGUUCAUACAGCUCCCGCACAUGGUCCAGAGGACUUUCUCAUUGCAAUUGAAAAUAAUAUAUCAGUAUCAUCCUUGGUAGAUGACGAUGGAUGUUUUAUCAGAGAAACGGGUGAUGAAUUCGCCGGUUUAGACGUAUUAACCGAUGGCGCUAAUAAGAUCUUACAUCACAUCGGUGAAAAUGUGUUGCAUAUCGAUACGAUUACACACAGCUACCCAUAUGAUUGGCGAACUAAGAAACCUGUAAUCAUACGCGCAAGUGACCAAUGGUUCAUAGACAUAAAAUCUAUUAAAGAAAUUGCAAUUGACAGCAUCGCGAAUAUAAGAAUAUAUCCGGAGCAAAAUCAUACGUCGUACUUAAAUGCAUUACUUGCUCAAGUUAAACAACGACCGUAUUGGUGUAUUUCCCGACAAAGGUCUUGGGGAACGCCGAUACCGAUAUUGUAUAAUAAACGAACUAAUGAUAUAUAUACAAGCAGAAAAUGGGUCGACAGAUUGUGCAAAUUAAUGGAACGCUACGGUCCCGACUAUUGGUGGGAGCUAUCAAUCGAAAAAUUAAUUGGUCGCGACCUAAGGCAAGAAUUAAACAAUAAUAUUGAUGAUUUGGAGAAAGGAACGGAUAUCAUGGAUAUUUGGUUGGAUAGCGGUCUUUCGUGGUCGGCCGUUUUGCCGGAAUAUAAAGCGGAUUUAUAUUUAGAAGGAAUGGAUCAAUUUCGCGGUUGGUUUCAGUCAUCAUUACUAACAUCCAUCGCUCUUCAAGAACGUUCUCCUUAUAGCGCGCUAUUCGUGCACGGAUUUGCUGUGGAUGAUAAAGCCUCGAAAAUGUCGAAAUCAGUUGGAAACGUCAUAAAUCCUGAAGUAAUUACUAAAGGCGGAGAAAACUUGAAUAAACAUCCAGCGUAUGGCGUCGACACUUUAAGAUGGUGGGUAGCUAGCCAUGGAUGUCAACAUAGUCAAGUUCCAGUUACGACAACGUUAUUGCAUGAAAGUCACGAAUCUAUACAAAAAUUACGUUUGGUCUUACGCUUCCUGUUGGGCGUUUUACAUUCCUAUAGCGAGGGAAUCACAGUCGAACCGAAAUAUCUUUAUCUUGACAAGUAUAUGUUACAUGCCCUAUAUCAAUAUGACAAAGAGAUUCAAAGCUUAUACGAGAAUUUUUUAUAUCAUCACGUAUGUAAACUGAUAACAAAUUUUCUGACGAAUACAGUAUCGCCAGUAUACUGUCACUUAAUUAAAGACAGACUUUACUGCGACGAAGUGGGAUCUCCGACGCGUCUAUCCGCAAUAGAAGUAACGCGUGAGACCUUGACUGUACUUGCGAGAUCUAUCGCACCAAUUGUUCCGCAUUUGGCGGAAGAAGUAUGGCUUUAUCAUCCUGAAAAUUUAGCAUCGGUGCCAUUGUAUCAUACUGAAUAUAAGGUACCGGAGACUUGGCAUCAACCAGAGAUCGCUAAGCACAUAAAAAGAGCGUUAAGCUUGAGAGGCAAAGUUAAUACAUUAGCUGAUCGUAACACAUGGGAAUUGUCGGGUACUAUAACAGCUACAACGACUGAUCAUGAAUCUUUUUCGAUACUUCAAAAACAUCGAGAAUCUUCCACAUCGGAAUUUUGUGAUAUUUUACAACUCUCGUCAAUUACGUUGAUAGAAUCACCUAUGAUAAACGAAACACAGAUUGAAUUACAUAAUACGGAGAAAAUGCUCUGUCAAAGGUGUAGAAGGCAUCCCGAAACAGAUAAAAACGGCCUUUGCAGCCGCUGCAUUAAGGUACUCGACAUGACGAAUGUAUCAUCGGUAUCCGUGUAAGCGCAAGAAUUGUUUUGUUUAACAAACUAUCAAUUUUUUGCUAAAUAAAUAAAUAUAUAAAAGAGAA